Molecule: messenger RNA, 2121 nt
Organism: Dracunculus medinensis (Guinea worm)
Lineage: Eukaryota; Metazoa; Nematoda; Chromadorea; Rhabditida; Dracunculidae
Source: the annotation of a GenBank genome assembly
AUGAAUUCAAAAAAAAUAGAUGAGAAGGAUGCUUUGGAUAGUGAAAAAAUAGCAAGUGAUGAAAUUGAUGGCCAAUUACCAGGUUCAAGUCAUUUAGGAGAUUGUUCAUUUGAUGAUGAAGAUUAUUAUUAUUUACUUCAUGUUUUAGAAUCAGAAGCGUUUGGUGCUGUGGUUCGAGCCAUGCGCGCGCAAGGGAUGUUAACUGAAUACAAAUUGAAACUUCUUGAGCAUCUUAAAGGGGCUUUGUUCAUAUCUGAUGAAGAAUAUGAUGCAGAAUUUCGUCUGGCCGCUAACAGUGAUUUGCUUCAUCAGAUCGCUUCAAAACUCAAUCCUUGUUACGAUACCUAUACUGAAUGGGGUAUAGCAGCUGCUGAUCCUGAUCAGAGGAUUUUUUCAGAGGCUAAAAGAAAUAGUGCAGAAAUUAGUUUUAAAUUUGCCGAUGAACUUCUUAAUCUUGCUAUUGCCCACAAUGGAAGUCUGAAAGAAUCGGAUCCAUCUUUAGCUGAUAUAGUUGAUCUUCCUAAAGCUCCUUAUGUGCCUGAAAAAUUACGUGAAUUUUUGCGUUAUACAGAAAUUGAAUCUCAACGCUGUACAUAUGACGAAAUUCUUCAGCUUCAAAAAGCUAAAAGUAAAACUAUUUCGAAGACGGAAAAUAAGGCUGUUAAACGUAAUCGUAAUAUGCAGAAUACUAAAGAUGUGCAGAAAGCGAUAGCUGAUGAACCGGUGUUUUCCAAACAGUCAUGCGGCUCUAAUUGGAUAAAAAAUGUAGAAGAAAGCGAUGAAUCUCAUUUUAAUCUGCAUCAUGCAAAGGUAACGAAAUUGAAUGCAACAAAGGGUGAAGAAAAAAUUGUUCGAUCAUCUCGUAAGAGGCCAAAAUCAAAUUCGCCGAAUAUCAUUUCGACUUAUAACAAUGAUUUUUGUGAAAAAGAAGCCGUCAAGUUGCAUGGAGAAGAACGGCUAAAAAGAAGCAACUCGAAAGAAUCAGUAAAAAAAUCGCGAGAUGAUACUUUUGUUUGUGCGCGUGCUUUGCCUUUCAUUUUCGAAACAGCUAUUCCUGGGCAGAAAUCUAAACCACCUCGAGGCAACCCAGAUAAGCGUUCCAUGAGACGUGCAUCGCCGCCACUUAAUGCUUCGUCGCAAGUUCCUCCAACCACUUCAGCAAAUAUUACGAAUGCAGCUCGAACUGUUGAUGUUUCCAUAUCAAAACCGGUAGUACAAGCAAUAUCUAUGCGUGGUGUUCCGCUUUCUCCAAGUAUUCCUAUAUUUGUGCAAAAUUCUUAUUCGCAUCAAUCUGGAAAUGAUGUUAACAAGUUUGAUUUCCUGAAAAUCCUGAAUCCUGAAAAUAUUUCAGUGUUAAAAAGAUCUCGUAUUUCAUCAUUUAGCAGCAAUGAUCAAAGAUCAACAGAUCAUUACUAUCAAUCUGUGCCUAAUGUUAUAGGCUCAAGAGAAAGGUCCUCGCUAUCUAAAUAUUCUACUUCAUCAUCACAUUCCUCUCCUGCAGUUCCAUCGAAGUUGUACUAUGGGAAUAUUCCACAUGCAAAUUGUGCGUCAACAGCAACACCUAACCAUCGUCAUACUUCGUUUGGUGGCCUUGAUUAUGUUGUAAAUACUUCGCAAAAUGUUCGAACUAAUGAACCACGUUACAUACCAAGCUAUGAAUAUAGGCCUUCAUCUAGUUCGAUUUCAUGCAAAAGCAUCAGAAGAACUACGACUGCUGGUAGGAGUUUUCGAAGCUCGUUACAAACUUCAACAUCAACGUGUGCAGGUGAAAGCUACCAUGAAAGUACGCAUGCAAUGGCUUACGCUGAUGUUAUUAGACCUCAUCGAGAUCGCUCUAAUAUAAAUCAUGAAAGGAAUAUCAUUGAACAUGGAAAUAUUUCUGACGAUCAUCAUAAAGCCUUAUUUCGUCCGGAUGAGAUUUGUACACGCUUAACUCUACCGGGUGAUCAGAUUUUUGUUGAUGUUGGAAAUGUUUCCAAUAGUGUGAAAAAUGAAAACAUUGCAUCUGUGAAUAGACCAAUUUUGGCCGAAGAGAUGCGAUUGGAAUGCGAUGAAGUAAUGGUGCCAGAGCAGCGGUAUGCCCUUGAUUCACGCGAAUCAAGUAUGAUUUCUGAAAUUUAA